AAGAUAUUGAAGGCUGGAUAUCUUCCGCGAACCGCGACGUCAAGGUCAUGAAGAAGUCCUACAAUCCGUUUGAUGAAGAUGAGCCUGGUAGUCUUACUUCUUCCUCUAGACUACCAGCUUGGCCUCACGUAGGAACCUCGUUGUCCAGUGGAAGUGAACUGCAAUGUCAAAUUUCAGAGAGUCAGUCAAGGACAAAAGCUAGCCAGCAACGUGCCUUGUCAAGUAUUUAUAAUUCAGAACAAAUCGGUGUCGCGGCGGCCCAAGAACUUAUUGAACAGGGAGAGAAGUUAAGUCGUGCUGAACAAAAGCUUGAAGAAAUCAGUGAAUUACAGAAAGAUAGUCAGAAGAAAAUCAAUACUUUAUCUAGUGUUUUCGGUGGAUUUAAAAACAUUUUUUCUCGAAGACAAUCACAACCUGUUCCUCAAGCAUCCUCAGCAGUGGACAAGAUGCCAGAUAACAGAACUCAAAGUAACCUGAGACAAUCAAUCCAGUGUGAAAAUUCCUGGGGUACUAAAUAUACCAGUGCAUUGCAACAAAACAUGAUUGAACCUAACAAUAUUUCAAAAUCUGCAGAUAUUGAAUUUGAAAAUAAUUUAUCAUUAAUGGGUGAUGGCAUGUCUCGAUUAAAAAGUUUAGCUCAAGGAAUGAAUAAUGAAUUAAAAAUUCAAAAUGAUCAACUUGAUCGAAUGGCACCGCAAAUUCACCGAGUCACUGAUACUAUGUCAAAUCAAAAUCGUCAAAUGAAUAAAUUGUUAGGAAUUCGGCCAAAAUAAACUCUUUCAUUAUUAUUUUUUCUGUUUUGUUUUUUAAUUUUUACUGUGAUUUCACUCAUUCUUUCGAACUGAGCUAUUAGUACCAGCCAGAACUGAUUGAUACAUUGCCGGUCUUGUUAUAAUGGGUCUUUCAUUCGAAGAAACAUUGAUUUCUAUGAGUGUCUAACUUUUUUUUCUUUCGUCAGCUUAUACCAACUGAUUACAACAACAUGUACACAAUUUGUUAUUUAGUAGUUUGUUUUGAUUGAUCUAUUGUGAUUCUUUUUUUAAAAAAAAACAACUUAUCAAGAUGCAUAUACUUUUCGUACAUAAAGGAUAGUAAGUUAUUUGGUUGAACUAUAGAGAUUUCUGUUAAAUGCUCUCAGUAUGAUUGGACAAUUUUUGUAUGUGGAGGAUUGGUGAAACAAACAACUGUUUAUUCCAAUUUUAAUGGAAACAUUGUAGAAUAAAGAAGCGAAUGGUUGUUGAAAUACUAAUGAACAAAAUCUUAAUGCAAAUAUGUUGAAUAUCCAAAAAUUGGCAAAGUUGCAAGAAAUAAUUUCAAUUAUGUUGUAAUCAACCAUAUUUCAGUGUAUUCAAACAGUGUUGUGUAAAUUGACAUUCCAAUCUUUUGUAUCAAUUGUAAGCUUAGAAUAAAUAAAUCACCUCAAGC
This is a messenger RNA of Schistosoma turkestanicum, 1425 nucleotides long. NCBI's taxonomy places the organism in Eukaryota, Metazoa, Platyhelminthes, Trematoda, Strigeidida, Schistosomatidae. The record is from the annotation of a GenBank genome assembly.